Messenger RNA from Olea europaea var. sylvestris, 1459 nucleotides. RefSeq names its product DNA-directed RNA polymerases II, IV and V subunit 6A-like. Bases 103 to 588 code for a protein of 161 amino acids. Gene Ontology annotation, cellular component: RNA polymerase II, core complex; nucleus; RNA polymerase III complex. Gene Ontology annotation, molecular function: DNA-directed RNA polymerase activity; DNA binding. The transcript is spliced from 5 exons. The record is from RefSeq and is a predicted model, not a curated record. Gene Ontology annotation, biological process: DNA-templated transcription. Lineage: Eukaryota; Viridiplantae; Streptophyta; Magnoliopsida; Lamiales; Oleaceae.
GCCCAGCCCAUUUGAAUAUCUUACAAAUAUAUACGGACGCUGUACAUUUCUCUUUCCAUUCUUCGUUUCCCACAAACAAGUCGCGAAACCCACACAAACGCAAUGGCAGAUGAGGACUACGACAUGGACGGGGGAUACGAAGAUGAGCCAAUUGAACCGGAACCCGAUGAAGGUGUAGAGUUGGAAGAAGAGAACAAUGAAGAUGCUCCAGAUGACAUUGUAGGCGAAGGCGAAGAGAAACAGGAGGACGAACCCGUUGAACGCCCUCGGAAAACGUCCAAGUAUAUGACCAAAUACGAGCGUGCAAGGAUUUUGGGUACGCGGGCGUUGCAGAUAAGCAUGAAUGCUCCAGUGAUGGUUGAGUUGGAGGGCGAAACGGAUCCACUUGAGAUUGCAAUGAAGGAGCUGCGAGAGCGAAAGAUACCAUUCACUAUUCGCCGUUACCUCCCUGAUGGAAGGUAUCAUUCCCUCUAUUUACUCAAAUUCCUGCUGCUGCUUCUCUUAGUCUUCUUGUGGAAAUAUUGUUGUCGUUAUAUUUGCACUGUUUUCAGCUUCUGUUUAAGCUCAAAAUUCGCAAAAUUAGCUUGAAAAUUAUCUGAGUAAAUGCAAAUUUUGUUUUUGUAGAUUAUUUAGCAUAUGCAGGUUUAGUUUUUAAUGAUUUUUCCUAGUGCUUGAAUCAUACUUUUUCAAAACUAAUAUGAAGUUUACUGAGAUAACUCUCUUCAUUGUAUGAUAAUAAUGAUUACUAGUUCAUGGAUAAAAACCCAGAUGCUAUUAUACUCUGAAUCUCUGAUGCAUUUGACAUAUUUUUCAGAAAAAAGAUCCAAGGACCAGAUUCUUCUCGACUGGGAAACUCGGCUAGGAAUUGUAAUUGGUGCUGCGACUGGUAUUGCUCAUAUCCAUGCACAAUGUGACGGGAAGCUUGUCCAUGGAAAUAUAAAAGCCUCGAACAUUUUCCUGAACUCACAACAAUAUGGUUGUGUGUCCGAUCUUGGCUUAGCAACAUUGGUAACUCCGAUUGGACCUCCAGUCAUGAGGACUGCAGGGUACCGCGUCCCAGAAACCAUAAACACCAGGAAAGUGUCGCAAGCUUCUGAUGUCUACAGCUUCGGGAUUGUGAUUCUUGAACUUCUCACCGGGAAAUCCCCUUCCCGAGCUGGAGUCUUAAACUUGGUCAAAUGGGUUCGUUCAAUUGUUCACAAGGAGGGGACUACUAAAGUAUUUGAUUCAGAACUGCUGCAUUUUCCUGAUAAAGAGGAAGAGAUGGUGAAUAUGUUGCAAAUCGCGCUCAGUUGUGUGGCUAGGAAGCCAGAGCAGAGACCUAAAAUGCUUGCUAUAGUGACAAUGGUAAAGAAUAUUCGAAGGACCAAUGCUGGAAGUUACUCAUCUUCUUGAUUUAACAUUACAUAUUCGAUUGCUCUCUCUUACGAAAUGAAAUUCCCAAGCCUUGGUCUGCUUA